Messenger RNA from Cryptotermes secundus, 9918 nucleotides. RefSeq names its product dipeptidyl peptidase 4. Gene Ontology annotation, molecular function: serine-type peptidase activity; dipeptidyl-peptidase activity. The record is from RefSeq and is a predicted model, not a curated record. Gene Ontology annotation, biological process: proteolysis. NCBI's taxonomy places the organism in Eukaryota, Metazoa, Arthropoda, Insecta, Blattodea, Kalotermitidae. Bases 575 to 3202 code for a protein of 875 amino acids. The transcript is spliced from 17 exons.
AGAGGAGGCACUAUAUAUUUUUUUUACAAUUUUUAAAUUCACUUUUGUAAACUAAGAAAUCAUAACGUGUCAGAUAAGACAUCUGUUCCGCUUUGAAAUAAGACAUAAUUUUGACACGAAGUUAGAUUUUGAGUAACAAAUAAUUGGAGCUUUUUAUAUUUUUGUGAUCGUUAAUUGACUAAACGUGACAAAGUAACUCCAUCCUGAGGAAUCCAGCACAUGCAAAAUUUCUGCUAUACAACUGCGUUUUGCAUCAACCAGAGUGGCAAGCAUUUUAUUUUAGCCAUACAUUUAUAAGAAAAAUACAUUUCCGACUGAAACCUAUAUUGUAAUAUACUGAAACCUAUUUAGUGCACUCAGUAUAUUUCUGCAAAGAAACACUAAACCAGAACCGUUCUCGAAAGCAACUUGUGUUGAGUUCAGGCAAACUAAGACUAACAUUUCUCGAUGACACUUGCAGAGAGUACACGAAACGUGUGCAGUAAUAUUAGAAAAUUAAAUUCGUUCUUAAAAAUUGAGUAAAAAUUUACUUUUUGUUAGUCACGCGUGACAUAAUUUUCUUGAUGCUGACAACAUGGCCCAGACAAAGAAAGAACAAGAACAACAGCCACAAGCUCCACCCCCACCGCCUCCUCCACCAAUCAAACGCGUCGUUGUAGCCGUAUUACCUGGCAAAGAGGAACUAGUCGCCUCGACGCCGAACCAGCGCAACUGGCGGGGCAUACUGAUCGCUUUGCUCGUCAUAGUGGCCGUCCUCGGUCUCAUCGUGUUCUCCAUAGUCCUCUUGUCUCCUCCGGAGGAAGGGCCUCGGGUUAAAGGUCGAAAGUUCACAUUGGACGAUGUGUUGGGGCCACACUACAGAGCACGGCGCUUCAAUGGCACCUGGGUGUCAGAAGUUGAACUGGUGUACCGGGACGUGGAGGGCGGAGUUACGCUGUUCAAUGCAGAGAAUCUUACCACCAGGAUCCUCAUGACAAACUCUACGUUUAGGCAGCUGAAUGCUGUUGACUUCAGGGUGUCCAGUGAUCUCCGUUACAUAUUGCUCAUACUGGAUAUGAAGAAGGUGUUCAGAUAUUCCUAUGAAGCAAGAUAUUUCAUCUUCGAAGUUCAGACCUCGAGAAAGUUUGAGUUGAACCUGGGGGGCAAUGACGCGGAGAGCCACCCGCUUCUCCAGGACGUCGUGUGGGCGCCCAGGGGAAACGCCCUGGCCUUUGUCUACCGUAACGACAUCUACUACAAAACCAGCGCGUUGACUUCCCACGUCUAUCGUAUUACCAACACGGGACAACCAGGUGUCGUCUUCAAUGGUGUUCCCGACUGGCUGUAUGAGGAGGAGAUUCUCAAAUCUCCAAACGCGCUAUGGUUUUCACCUGAUGCUCAUUUUCUGCUCUAUGCCUCUUUCAAUGACUCCCUAGUGGGAGAGCUCAAGUAUCCAUGGUAUGGCCGCAUCCAGGAGCGGUUACGUUACCCUCAGAUACGCAUGUUGCGGUAUCCCAAGGCUGGAACAAGGAACCCAGCAGUCACUCUGUGGGCUGUAGAUCUGAGCCGCCCUUUGCAGCUAUAUCCAGUAGAUCUCAAGCCACCACUGGUUCUCAAAGCCAACUCAGAGUCAGAGUGGGACCACUACUUCACAGCAGUAACAUGGCUAUCACAUCAUCAGGUAGCUGUAAUAUGGAUGAACCGCGUACAGAAUGAGUCAAUUAUCUCGUUAUGUCGUGGGCCAGUUUGGAACUGUGAUGCGACAAUGAAACUUGAAGCAGAGCCCAGAGGAUGGGUGGAGCUAUAUGAUGCUCCACUCUUCAGUUCUGAUGGAAGCUGUUACUUGGCACGCCUACCAGUUCUGGAGGGACAGUACGGCUACUACAAGCAUGUGUGUCACAUAGAUAUUGCCAGCAGAAGAAAUACGCCUCUCACUCAGGGUAGAUUUGAGGUCACUAAAAUCCUUGCUUGGGAUGAGGAGAACCAUUUUAUAUAUUUUGUGGCUGCACCUGAACAUAAGCCAGGGGAAAGGCACCUAUAUCGUACAGGUGACCUUAACAUCAGCUCCCCAGACAACCGAGAGAUGGACUGCCUUACAUGCCCACCACUGGAUCCAUCCCAGAGCCCACCCCAACAUGGGUUAGGGCCACUUCAUAGUACAGUCAUGAGUGGGGAUAUUAGCAGCCCUGAUUACAAUGCCAGUGAGUUGGCUUCAUGGCCACCAUGCUUGUAUGUGGCACCACACCUGAGCCCAGGCCUGAGUCCUCGCUUUUAUGUGUUGGAGUGCCUGGGGCCAGACCCCCCAAGUGCUUCCCUCGUGGACCUGUGGAGCAACACAAAACUUGCUGUGCUGGACACGCAACCUGCCCUCAGGGACCGUCUUGCAGUCAUGGCCUCACCUCAGGUGAAAACUAUCAAAGUGUUGGUAGAAGGAGGUUAUCAUGCACAGGUGCGUCUUCAUCUGCCACCAGGAUUAAGGGAAGAUGAAGAAAUGACUUUCCCUCUCAUAUUGCAUGUGUGUGCAGCACCAGGAUCACAGCUUGUCUCUGAGCAAUGGUCUGUGGACUGGGGAACAUAUUUAGCCAGUAACCGCAACUUCAUUGUAGCACAGAUAGAUGGCCGGGGCUCUGGUUUUCAAGGUGACCGUCUCCUGCAUGAGAUGCAUUAUCGUUUGGGCAGUGUUGAAAUUGAAGAUCAGAUUGCUGUUACCAAGUACUUGCGGGAUCUCAAAUAUGUAGACAGGGAUCGUAUAGCAGUAUGGGGGUGGAGCUAUGGAGGAUUUGCAACAGCCAUGAUCUUAGCACAGGAUGAAAAAGUUUUUCACUGUGGCAUCUCUGUUGCACCCAUAACCAGCUGGACUCACUAUGACUCAGUGUAUACAGAGCGCUACAUGGGGACACCUAAUGUAACAGAUAACUACCGAGGGUAUGAAGAGGCAGAUGUCACCAAACGUGCUGGAAAUCUGCGCAAUAAGCUAUUUCUCUUAGUUCAUGGAACAGCUGAUCACACAGUACAUUAUCAGCAGAGCAUGAUGUUAGUUAGAGCACUCACUGAUCAGGGAGUGCUCUUCAGACACCAGACAUAUGCAGAUGAAGGUCACAGCUUCUCUGGAGUUCAACAUCAUUUUUACAAGGCUAUGGAAUCGUUUUUGGAUGACUGCUUUGGUCCACUUGAUUUUGAAGAAUGGGAAAUUGGUACAAGUUUCUUCACAUUCAAGCAAUAGCGAGUAACUACACAGACCGGCACACAUAAGUGGACACACAUAUUUCCUGUGGAUCUUCAUCAUUUAUCAUGAAGAGAAUAAUGUUUACCCAAGGGAAGUGGCAGUAUGCAAGGGAUAACUGUAGAGAAAUUUGCUUGACAAGACUAAGAAUUGUCUGCCUCAUACACAUUCUGUGAAAAAUUAGUAUCAUAGGAAGGAAAACAAUCAGUGUUCAGUGUUACUGCUGAGGGUAAACCCACCAGUUGUGGUCUGUUGGACCAUCCUUGUCCCUGUCAACUUCAGAAUUUAUUUUUGAGGUAGAGGCAAACAUCUAGGUAAGUGGCAGAUUACAGGAUAGUGACUGACAGAGAAGCAGUGCAACCUAACAUAGAUAUUCUUCACUUUCAGAAAUUUAAUCUGUAUAAGAGGUGAGGCAGAGAGGCACAUGGAAAAAUCUGAUCUCGAUCCAUCCAGUCUCAAACCUCAGACACAUGUCCAGUGCCUUACUUCUAGGCAAGAAUGUUCUCCAAUUUUGAAAGUUAAUUACUAUUUCUUCUGCCAGCUGUUUGCACUACAAUGAGCACCAAGCACACUGGUACAGUUGUAAUGCUGUAGACUUGUAUUUGUAAGGUUAUCAGUUAAAAUCUCAGCUGGGACAUUGGCCAUCCCAUCUGAGAAUUUUUUGUGGCUUUCCUCAGUCCCUCCAGGCAAAUUUUAGGACAUUACCCCAAUUAGGCCAUGACCUCUUCCUUCCAAAUCCUUUCCAAACCAGCAUUUAUAAGUCAUCCUACCUAUACAAUCUGAAAUACCAAAAGUUUCAUUAAAGAUACCACACAUGCACACACUAUAAUGAGCAUUGUAAGGAAGUGAUCAGAAAAUGAAGUUUCAUUUUUAUAUCAAAAUUAUGUGUAAGUCUGGACUCUACCCAAUUUACAGUGAUAUUUAUCUGCAUAAACAUGCACAUGUUUUAUAUUACAUCAGUGAAACAGUUAGUACUGCUCUAAAACGUGUUGGAUUUUUUUGCAAUAUAAAAUUCUUAAUUUGAUUUAGAGAUAAUUAAAUUGUGUUUAGUCAGGCUUUGUUAUAACAUGGUAUGAAAGUACACAAGUAUGGUAGUUACACAGAAGAAUAAAUAGCGUUUAUUCAUGAUUACUUGCUUGCAUAACAAGCCUCUAUCUCAAGUACAGCAUCAGCAUUUCAUUGCAGUGAUUAUGAAAAUUACCAUCUCCUGGGAUGUGACACCAUGUAGUCUGAUAGGUGUUCACUGAUUUAUCAGAGGAAUGUGCUGUCUUCCUGCCAUCUUGAAGAUGAAGGCAGCAUGUUCCCCCAAAAUAUCAGUAACAUCUACCAGACCAUUUGGCAUCGCAUAUCGAAAGAUAGGAAUCUUCAUCAUCAUUCCUGUUGUGAAAAACUUACCUCCCUGUCAUCAACUGUGGCAUUACUAAUAUUAAUAUUUACUUGUACACCAAGUCUGAUAUGUUGCCAGAGUGGUGUAUUGUGAACAGUAAAAUUCAGUGGUAUAUCACUUGUAUUUCUGAAAACAUAUCAAAUACUGAAUUAUUAUGCUGUCACCUCUGUGUCUGAAGUUUAAACAUAGAGAACUUCAGAUUAAUACAAUCUAAUAGCAGAACUAUGAUCUGAGACGAUUCUUAAUAUAUAAGAGAAAUUCUGAUGGCCUGAUCACUUGCUGAUCUAAAGUUCUUGUGUGUGAGAAUCUGUUGUCUCUGAGGUAAAUGAUUCUCUGUCACAGGAAUGCAAGACAUAAACAGUUUUCUCUCAUUUUAUAAUUGGACACUACACUAACAGUAUUUUGAAACAGUGCACAUAGAAUGUUUGUUAUAUGUAUGUCAUGAUAUAUUUUGCAUUAAACUGUGAAAUGAUGACAGUUUUUUGAAUAAUUAAAAAAAUUAGGAGUGGAAUUCAUAACACUGAUUGUUUUCCAAGCUCCAGACUUUAACAGUCUCUUCAGACAGGAAAAGUGAGCAUCUGUGGAUACAACUGAGAACAUUAUAACAAGAAUGCAGAUUGAUGUUAUGUUUGUGAAAGAUACAAGAACCAAAUUUCCUCCAUUUUAUAACACCAGAAUUUCCCUUGCAAAUUUAUUCAAAAAGCUUCUUAGAGAUUUUCAAAAAAAAAAAAGAUGGAGGUUGUUUAUCAGUAGAAUUAUGGUGUUUAUGAAUAUGAAUAUGAAUGGGACUGGAAUUUUAGGAUAGCUGCUGUCUAAACAGUAGUUCACAUAGUGACAUUGCAGAUUAUAGUACUUUGCUAAAAGUAUCAGAAAUACUAGAAGUAAAUGUUGUGCAAGACUGAGAUAUGUUAUUUCCAAGAAUAUUAAGAGGUUAAGAUUAUGACAACCGUGAUAGCUAAAAAUGUCAGGACUGAAAAUGUUUAUUGGUGAACUCAUGUUACAUAUGUCUGUUGUAUGCCUCUUCUCUGGUUUUUAUUUUAGUUGAAAGUUUACCAACAUCCAUAAAUCUUUAAUGGAUUUCAGUGUUACUGUUCAGAGCACCACACAACUGUAAUGGUAUUUGUUCCUCUUUUUUAAAUACAUUUCAAAGAAAUUGUUUAGGCUUUAUAAUAUACUUUCUUUUACUCUGGAGGGCAUACUCAAAUUUAUACACAUAAAUUAUAUGCAGGACUUUCAGAUUAACAGCAUAAAAGUUACAGAAUAAUUUAUUUCACAUUCUGUCUUUGUUCUGCUUUUUGCGAUGUUAUAUUGAAAUACUGCACACAUUUUAUUGGCACCCAACAUGCCACGAGUGAUUCAGACCUUAACAGUCUGAAUGUCCAAAAAUUUAAAAGGCAAACCAAUAACUUUUUUUUUUCAUAUAAUUAAACAGUUACAAAAUUCAAAAUCAAGCUGUAGAUUAGAACUUCAUCCUCUUCAAACCUGUGUACCAACACUAUAGUUGGCAUUUAACAUAUGUUUAACUUUCUUCUUCUGUUUUACUGUGGACCAGUAUAGAUCUUCACCACCUCAAAGAUGCCCCUGUGUUGGUUCUUAUCCAGCGCAAUUUCCUUUCUACCAUGGAUUCAAAAAACCAGCAGAUUUCCAGUGCUGCCUAGCCACUUUGUACUUGCUCUCUCUAUUUUUUUAAUGCCCUUUGGUUAUGCAAAGAUUAAUUUCCUACUGGGAUAAGUCUCAUUUUUUCUGCAGUAAGCAUUCCAGCCACCUGUCUUCCAGCUUUCACAGUUAAUUAUAUCUGGCUAAUCAUAGAACUGAUAUAAUCCAAAAUACACUGUUUACCCAGAACUAUACAAUUGACAUAAUUUAUGGUUAGUUUUGGGACACAAUUUCAGCAGAAAAAUUUUACGAAAUGCGCCAUUAUUUCUCCAUUAUGCUGUGAAUAGCUAGUACACUUAAAUGGACUUUAAACCUUUCUUUCCUCUCCUUCCAUUAGUACAAGUUAGCUCCACAUUUCAUAGCAGAUUGCAGCCAAAAUCUAUUUCGAGUUUUUCAUUCUCUUCUUCCUCAGUCUCCAACAAAAAAUUAAACUCUUAAGAUAUGAAACUUUUAUAGCAACUGAACACACUGAAAUGUUCUUGAGCAAUCAUUCACACCAAACUGGAACAAAUUUCUAGUAUUUUGGAAACUGUCUCUCCCUCCAUCAUUGGAGACUAUAACUGCUUCCUUUCCCAUUCUUCUGGAACCAAUUUUCACAUGCCAAAUGAUACUUUUGAUGCAAGGCUUAUGAAACCACUAAUGAUGUUACAUCAUUAUUGUCUCCAUGAGGCUCACAAAUAUAAUGUCACCAUUAAACUUAGUGGGUUAUUUCAGUAUGAAACAUAUCCCACACACUUUCAGGAAAUCAGUAUUAAACAUGAGAGAUUUGAGAUUUUCAUGGCAGUGAGUGCAAAAAUUACUGUCUUCUGGUAUGCGAUAUUAUGUGGACUGGUAGAUAGUUACCCGUAUUUUGUAGGAAUUUGCUGUCUUCAUGUUCAGGAUAGAAGAUGGAGGUAGCACAGUUCUCUGAAAUAUCAGUAGAGGACUACUGGACUACGUUGUAUCACAACCCAGAAGACAGUAAUCUAUGUAUUAAACUUCAAAGAUGACAAUGAAUGUCUGUUAGUAUUACCAUAGCAAUGGUUCUCAUGUGAUGAAAGCUAAACCAAUCAGCAUCAGUUGGUCUUUGCUGUUGGCAGUGUACAUGUCUGUUUGCAGUUCCAUGAGUUUAUAUAAAGAAAGUGUAUCAGGAGGCUUUGCCAUUACUCAGAUGGUUAGUUACCCAGCUUUCCAACAUGACAGUCUGAGUUUUAUCUCAGGUUAGGUUAUGUGGGAUUUAUGGUGGACAAAGUGCACUGGGGUGGGUUUGUUCCAUCUAAUUCAGUUUCUCAUGCUAAUUCUCAUUGCACCAGAUGCUCCACAUUCAGUAAUAAUUUUGUCAUUGAUGAUAUGUAGUCUGGAUACAAUACCAACAGAAUCAUUAAAUAACCAACUUUUAAAAAAGGUCUCUGGUAAUCAUUUCAUUUUACUGACAUAUUAGUGUGUCAUAAGUACAAGACAAAAACAUCAGCUAUUGCAGAGGUGAGAAAGAAACUUAGGUUUGGGAUGUUAAGUAAGAAGUACAUGAUAAAUCAGGGCAAAGAGUUACUAAGUCGUAAGGGCUCACAUACAUUUGAAAAUUGAUCAGUACAGUGAGUUUCCUCAAAUAUGUAACUAUCUAUCUACCAAAAUAUAUGGCAUCACAUAGCAGAAGAUAAGAAUCUUAAAGAGAGCCAUAUUCACUUGUACAUGAGGUUCCCAUACACUUAUCAAGAUGGCAGUUUCCAUUAAUAUGUUAUUUUCUCAUUGAACUCUUUUAAAAAUGCCUUGUAGGUAGAAUACUAUAUUACAAAUUAGUGGAUUUAUCAUAUUAUUUAUUAUGAACUAGUAUAUUUUAAAGGUAUAAUAACUAUAGAGAGAACACAUUUUCCUUAAAAUGAUGGACAAUGAAAGUAAUAAAAGGACAAAAACCUUAGUACCCUAAAUGACAGCAGAAUUAUUAUGAUUCUUUUGAAAUAUAUUUUAGCUCAUAUAAUUUUGGGAGGUUUCCAAAUGUGCUUGUAACACACACACUCUUAACUCAUCUACUUCAACCCUUCAAUCAAAAAUAACCCUGCCAGUAGUCAUGUCACAGUUCACAUUGCUGUCAACUUUACCAGAGCACAGUGCCUAAUAUUUAUAGCCAAGAAGAUCAAGUUCUUUAGACUGAGUUGAGAAUAAACUGGGCCUAACAACAAUGAAUAAUGUAACCCAACCAGUUUAAAACUGUUUAAUGAGGAACUUGUCAGAAAUAUUAAGAAGUGAGUUAUUUAUUGAGCAUUACUUUAAUUUUAUGAUAUUUGAAUAGUAUGUGCUGAAGAAAAAUACUUAAGUUAUUAUUUCAGUUACAAAGCUGAAAUAUCUGCAUGGGGAUAGUUUGCUAAUUUAAUAUUUUGCAGUUGUCAUAACUGCAUCAUAAUACCUAUGCACCCUGAAGCUGACAGCAAAUUAACUUGUUGGUUUUCUUGCUGUUACCUCUGAACCAAGCUGAAAAUCACUUUGUGUAUCAUCGUAUAGUUUCAUCAUAUGCAUACACACGCACAGGCACGUAUAUACAUAUCUAUACACACAUAACAUAAACAUAUUCCUUGUUUAUCAAGUUCAUAAUUAUCAAUAGUGGAAUAUUUUCCUUUUCAGGAAUCCAGCUUUCCCUAUCAUUUCCUAUGCAACUGCUUUUAAUAUUACUGUGAUUAUAUUAUAAGCAAAAUGUUGUAGUUUUAUAUUAUAUAAUCAGACAGACUCCAGGAGCUUCUUUUAUUAUGGAGAUAUUUUUAUACAGAAGGUGUACUAAAGUUUCAUACUUUUUGCUUUAAGCCUCAGGCACAUACACUAGUGCAUAGAACACAUUAUUUUUACUAACUGUAAUGUGGCAACAGUACUACAUGCCUAAUAUCUAUUUCCUUGUCAGUACUGUAUUUCUUUAGCGUCUUGGCUGUUGUCUGAGGUAGGUACCACUGUUGUUAAUGCCACUGGACUGUUACCAGGUAUGCAAUUGUAUAUUUGGUUCCUUGGUGUACUGAUUAGGCCACAGGCCUGAUUAUGUAAGCAAUUUAAUAUUAAACAUUUUGGCAAUUUAAUUUUAUUUAUACAAAUUGUAACAAGAAUAAUUUUCACACUAUAACAGUUGACAAAUUCUAUUUGGGUGAGCUAAAAUGAAGUAUGAGAUUCUUGUGCUUACACUAGUGACAUAUUAUUAGUAGACACAAAGAGUAACUUCACUUAUAUCCUAUUUUUUUAGGGAACAUAUUAAGAAUGAUGAAGAAAUAGUGAGAAUACUUCAAGAAGAAUCAGAUAGUGACACCUAGAGAGUGAUAAGCCCCAAAGAGAAACAGAAAUUAUUACCAAAAGCAUCAUGGAAUAAAUAUGAGCAGAAUAGCCUUACCGCUUCAGGAGACAAUUAUAUGACAGCAGUGCAUAAUUAGAGUAUUUAGUUAACAUGGCUGGUAGAAUGUGCAGUGCAUAUUCCAUUGCUCACAUCACACAUUGUUAGCCAAUGGCAGUGCUCUUUUCACUAAUGUACAUAGCAGGAAUCAAUGUGGAUAUUCAUUACUACUCAAUUGCAAAAAAUUCCACACAGCAGUGAAGAGCUUAUUUUAAGAAUUAAUCUUUGGUGUCAAUGACACCAUAUUUUAUUCAAUGGGUCAAAAAUCACUAGAAGUUGAAGUGAAAAAAUUCCUUUCAAAGUACUGAUAACCCACUGAAGGUGUAGCUAUAU